Messenger RNA from Aureobasidium vineae, 3402 nucleotides. The record is from the annotation of a GenBank genome assembly. NCBI's taxonomy places the organism in Eukaryota, Fungi, Ascomycota, Dothideomycetes, Dothideales, Saccotheciaceae.
AUGAAUUCCCGCCUUGAAUCAAGAUCUGCGCAGACGCGCAAGCGCAUCGAGAACCACACUUUCGAAGAUGAAGCCGGCGACGAGUAUGAAAGUUCGAAAUUCGGUGGCCACAGAGAGUACAUGCGCCGGAAGAGAAUCAAGUUGCAGAAUUUGGAUUCCGAGAUACGCGCUCGAUCCGAUAACCCACCUAUCUUCAAAGGCAUCGUGGUUUAUGUUAAUGGCUACACCCAACCUUCGCUCAAUGACCUUCAUACCAUGAUCGUCGCCCGUGGUGGUGGCUUUGCACAAUAUCUGGAUGGCAAGACUUUUGUGACACAUAUCGUCGCGAGCAGCCUCACUCCCAAGAAAGCCGUCGAGUUCAAACGAUAUAGGAUUGUCAAGCCUGCCUGGAUCGUUGAUAGUAUCGCUGCUGCAAAGUGUCUUCCGUGGGACAACUACCGCGUCGUGGAUGAAGGCGUUGGCCAGAAAGUGCUUGCCUUUAACAAUGGUCAAAUGUCGAGCCAGGUCAACAGACAAACUAGAGGCUACAAGGAUCAGAGCGACAAUAGCUGGUAUACUAGCCAGCUAAAGGGCUUACGAACAGACGGUCUCAGUCAGGUGUCUUCGCCUAAAACCUCAUUCCUAAAAGGUCCNCCGGCGCCCACGAAGCCCCCAACAUUAACCCCUGAAUACGAUGACAUUCAUGAUUCUGAUUUUGAGGCACUGGAAGAAGAAAAUGAAGAUGCGACAGACCAACCAGAACCCUCCACAGAACCGCAUGAGCCGCUCGACCAAGUUCCNAAAACUCCUCCUCGCACCAACUCUGUUGAACAGGAUGUCGAGCCAGACUCAGUGCUACCUUACUCCACAUCACCGUACGGCCAUGAUGCUUCGGGUCUAAGCAGCUCGAAACAGACAGAUGGUCUGGAGACAGGACCACAGCAGAAGACUACCGAGAUGACCGCGGAAGAGCACAACGCUAUUCUCCUGGCAGAUCCACGUCUUCGCAAAUCAACCGUAGUCAAUCCAGAGUUUCUUCAACAGUACUAUCGAGAAUCACGGUUGCAUCAUCUAUCGACUUGGAAAGCAGACCUCAAAUCGCAACUUCAGGCACUCACAGCGGAAAAGUCUGCUUCGCAGAAGAACCGUCAAAAGCGUCCCGUUGGCGCUCGUCGUUACAUCAUGCAUGUCGAUUUCGACAGCUUCUUUGCUGCUGUAUCGUUGAAGAAACAUCCACAACUCAAAGACAAACCAUGUGUGGUUGCUCAUGGCACUGGCUCAGCUGGUGCCUACGAAGAGUCAAGUAGGCAAUUCUAUACCGCUAUUCUGGAAACUGGAGGCCUAGUACAAAGUGUUAGUGUCGAUGAAGCGCUCAUUGAUAUCAGCACGCAAUGCAUAGCCGUUGGUGGCACUGAUGGUGUCCGACGGUCCGAGGGAAGCAACUAUCGUGAGCAGUCAGAGGCUGAUCGAAUCGGUCGAGAACUUCGAGAAGAAGUACUGAGACGCACUGAUUGCAAUGUGUCGGUCGGCAUCGGAGGCAACAUCUUGCUCGCCAAAAUCGCGCUUCGCAAAGCAAAGCCAGCAGGACAGUUUCAGCUCAAACCUGAUGAUGUCCUUGAUUUAGUUGGUGCUCUCGAGGUACAAAGUCUUCCUGGUGUCGCCUAUAGUAUUGGCGGUAAACUGGAGGAGAUUGGUGUCAAGUACGUCAAAGACAUCCGCGAGCUCUCGAAGGAGAAGUUAGUCAACACGCUUGGUCCGAAGACGGGCGAGAAGAUAUGGGAGUACAGCCGAGGUUUCGACAAAGCUGAAGUUGGCGAUCAAGUUAUUCGAAAAUCGGUUUCAGCUGAUGUCAACUGGGGCGUACGCUUCGAAAACCAAGAGCAGGUUGACGAGUUCAUGGUCAGUCUCUGCGGAGAGCUGCAGAAGCGACUGAUCAAGGAAAAUGUCAAGGGCAGACAACUGACAGUCAAAGUCAUGCGACGAUCUCCUGACGCUCCUCUCGAUCCUCCUAAGCAUCUAGGACACGGCAAGUGCGAUACUUACAACAAGAGCAUCCAACUAGGGGUUGCGACCAACGAAAGUGCCAUCAUGACUAAAGAGGUCUUGACCGUGAUGCGGAGUUUUGGUUUCAGUCCUGGAGAACUUCGUGGAAUAGGAAUCCAGAUGACCAAGCUGGAACCAUUGAAAGCUGGCACAGAUGGCCGCGCUGGUAGCAGUCAACCGCGCCUGCAGUUCAAAUCAGCUCAAACCACAAAGCCAAAGUCGAAUGCCGUUGUUGAGACCGAGCCGACCGAAGAUCCCAUCACAGACGAUAUUAAAACACCAAAGAGGAACAAAGUACGUGAUGUUGGAGGUAAAAGCUUCCUGGACAACCUAGUCAACAACCAAUCUCCUAGCAAACGACCUUUGAACAUCUUCGGCACGCAAUUUGCACUUCCAACCCAGGUUGACCCGAAAGUACUGGCUGAGCUACCAGAAGAGAUCCGGGCCAGACUCAUCAAACAAUCGCGUUCCAAUCAGAUCCCUGUCAAUCAGGCCAGUGAUCGCAAAAGUCCCACACCAGUAAAGAAGCCACCACGAUCAGCAGCAAUAAAUAUGCCCAACCAAUCGCAACUCGACCCAGAGAUACUGAACUCGCUACCCGAAGAUGUCCGUCGAGAUGUCAUGGCAAUGUAUCAAACCACCACAACGUCCCCGCGGAAAGGACAGGAUCAAACGAUCCUUCCCCAGUCGCCGCGANNAAAAAACCGUAUCAUUGCUCCAGUCAAGAAACUAGGUGGUAGAAAACCUCGCGGUGGAGGAUUAUUCGCUAGAGCCAGAGCCAGCAACGGUAACUCAACGUUGACUCAAGCCAACUUUGUCGCCCGGGAGACUGAUACAGAGGACGUUAGUGCGGCAGAGGAGAUUGACGAAGACUUCCUCGCCGCCCUCCCACCGGAAAUCCGCCAGGAAGUUCUGGAUGAAAGAAGGUCUGCACAACUACGCCGCUCUGGCGGCAUUGAAGCCACAAAGUCACGAACAGGCAGCAAAAGACAAGAAACUCCCGCCAACACAAUCGAACGAUUCUUUCAGCUACCGCCUCGACCGCAAAAGCCUAGUUUCACGUCUAACAAGUUGACUGAGCUUCCCGACUUGAGAAAGGCGGUGAGGGAGUGGGUGAAAGAAUUUUGGGAUGAGGUGCCGUAUGCAGAAGACACGGGGUCUUUGGUUACGUAUCUGGUUGCUGUGGUCAAGCAGGAACGAGACGUAGACAAAGCCGUAAAAAUCGCCAGGUGGUUGACUCUGGUUGUCGAGCAGGAGGUCUUGGAACAGGAGGUUGGGGAUGACGUUAAAGAAGGUUGGGGCCAAGCGUGUAUGGAUGUGAAAAAAAGUGUCCAGGAUGCUAUUAUUGCUAGAGGGUUGCCAGAGGUAGGAUUUGGUUAA